GCAUUUCCUUUGUAGAAUAAUUAGUUUCCUGGUAAAUGGCGCAAGAGAGGCAAAACUCUACAGGCUGUUCAGUCCAUUGCCUCCAACCAGUCAUGGCAGAUGACCUGAGCCCUGUUCUGCUGGAAGUUUCUUCCUGUUAACAGGGAGUUUUUGGUUCCCACUGUUGCCUACUGCCUCCUUAAAGUUGCAGUCUUGACUUGGCUCCAAGCGUUAGAGGAUGAAGAUCGCCUUGGUGGGAGCCACUGGGCAGACUGGACAGUAUCUGGUCAACCAGGCCCUGCAGCAAGGCCACGUGGUCACCGCCCUCGUCAGGAACCCAGGGAAGCUCACCGUGACUCAUGAGAAUCUCAAGGUGGUGACGACUGAUAUUUUCUCGGCAGACAGUCUGAAGACUCAUUUCAAAGACCAGGAUGUUGUCAUGUCCUGCCUCGGCUUCCCAGCCUCCUUCUUCACCGGGGUGACGGGCUACACUCGGUCCAUGACUGCUAUGGUCAGUGCGAUGCAAGAGACCCGGGUGAACAGGCUCAUCACCAUGACCUCCUGGUACACAGAGCCAAACUCUGGAACUCAGUCAUCGUACCUGAUCAGAUUCCUCCUGCUGCCAUUAAUCCGAAGUGUCCUCAGCAACAUGUAUGAGAUGGAGCAGUUUCUGCAGAAGACGGAGGACAUCAACUGGACUGUGGUGCGUCCACCUGGCCUCAAGAACCUUCCGGCCACAGCUCAAGAGUUUCUGACCCAUGAGGGAUACUUUGUGCCUGACAACAAUGGUCAACCUGCAGGCAGCGCAGUGGGAAGAGGAGACGUGGCUCGCUUCAUGCUCUCUCUGCUCAACAGCAACGCCUGGGUCAAGAAGGGAGUCGCCAUCACUACUAAAUAACAAAGAAGAAGCCAGGCUCGGUGCACCAACACAUUGGCUGUAUCCAUGCAGGGAGAUAUUUUUCGGGGAUAUUAAUCUUGCAAUAUUUACAGUGACGCAUUUAGUGUCUGGUGCAUUAAAUAAUUAAAGUUGCAGUCCUCAGUUUUUUAGUGCAGUUGAAUCCAUUGUUUUGUAUUUGCAUUUUACAAAUUUAGUGCUUUUAUUCAGUCAUAUAAAGCAACGAUCCAUAGGCACAACUCUUAAUGAAGCCUUGCUUCAUGAGAUGGCACUAUGUUUAUAGCUUAUGUGGGUUAAGUAUCAUGAUUGAUUUCUCCUAUAAUUUUCAAACAGCACUGUGUUUACAGCUUGGCUUAAACUUAGCUUUAAUAAAAUAGCAAGUCCCCCUGAAAUCUAGUAAGAACAACCCAUCUGAAAUAGUUUGUUUUUUUUAAGCCUCCAAGCAUGGCAAUGUAUCCAUUGUAAACACAGCCAGAGCUAUCUUCAUGGUGAGGUUUUGCUCAAGCUGGAAUAACUGGUCUAACUGGAGUGAUGUAUGUGUAUGUACAUACAUACAUACAUAUAUGUAUAUGUAUACAUAUAUGUAACCAGUGACUAACUGUGAGUGCCUUCCCAUGCAUACCCUACAUGCAUUCAUUGCAGACACAUGAUGGCAGUGCUGUGCCACAUAUAGUAGUUUUAAGUAAAGCUAAGUUGCUUGACUCUUACAGGUCGUGUCCAUAAAAAAAAAAUGUAAUGACAGGUUAUCACCAAGUGCUCUGCAUAUGUAAAGAAAAAAAAAAGUACUGUACAAGUUGUGUGAAAUGAACAGUUCUGGAAAGGGUGAAGGAAUAUUUGUGCUAGAAGUGCAAAUCCAAGGAGCAAAUUUAGGAAAUAUCAGGUUAAAUGAAAUCCUGAGUUGAGAAUUCAUGUCAGAGAAAAUAAUUUUUUGCUUUUAUGAGUUUUAGUUGCAGAGUCGCACCCAGUGUUGUGCUUUUGAAGAAGUUGAUUCCAGCGAAAGUUUUCGCUACUGCUUUUUUAAGUGAGGAUGUGGCUGUGAGCUGUAUUCAGGAGUAAGAGAGCGUUUCAUGUUCGGCCACUCACAUGAGGUGUUUUUUUUUUUACCUGCUUACACAAAAGCAAGCUGGCAAGUUACCAGAAACCUUAAGGAAAAAAAUUCCAAAGUUUCCAACCCAGUCACAUGCAUUCGUUCAAAUGCUUUUCGUAGCUAAGCACCUGGUCCACAAUUCAGACACACCUUCUCACUCUGGUGGUUGCUGUAUCUUGUCCAAGCAUACUUUCACAUGCAGACCGGACCCACUCUACUUACCGAAGUAGAAAAAGAAAAAUCUCACUUCAUUUUUUUUGUUCGUUUUUGAAUGAUGAUGUAACGUCUAAGUGUCAAGUUCAUGUUAAGGUUUGUUUUUCAUUUUCACCAUUACCUAUUAAAAGUAAUUCUUAACACA
Molecule: messenger RNA, 2319 nt
Organism: Oreochromis aureus
Lineage: Eukaryota; Metazoa; Chordata; Actinopteri; Cichliformes; Cichlidae
Exons: 5
Coding region: 218-877 (219 amino acids)
Source: RefSeq, a predicted model, not a curated record